This is a messenger RNA of Perkinsus marinus ATCC 50983, 4380 nucleotides long. Its product is annotated as 235 kDa rhoptry protein, putative. The record is from RefSeq and is a predicted model, not a curated record. NCBI's taxonomy places the organism in Eukaryota, Perkinsozoa, Perkinsida, Perkinsidae. The transcript has 39 exons. Bases 1 to 4380 code for a protein of 1459 amino acids.
AUGACAACAUCGGAUGAAGGGAUGGAGUCUUCACAGGAAGCUCACACUGAUGAUGACGAUGGUACUCAUGAGCAGCAGCAACAGCGGCAAGAGGAAGAGGUGGCAGGAGCAGUAGUGGAGGAGGCGGUUGUUGAUGAUGAGGAAGACGACGACGACCACCAUGACCAGCCUGCUGCAGAAGGUGGGGAUGAUGAUGAGCAGCAGGAGGAGGAGAUGGCGAUGUUCGAUGACCUCAUGGAAGCGGCACUCGAUGAUGUAGAUCAUUACCAUCUGGAUGUUAUCGAUAUCGUCUCUUUGCAGUCAGUGAGGCAUGAACAACAGGAGGAGGGAGUGGCGGCUGUAGAGGUACCAUCCGAGCAGAAGGAAGCACCAGCAGAGGAUGUAGAGCUACAGCACAAUGAGCAGAUCGGGGGUGAUGGUGCUGUCGAGGUACAGGCUACUCCUGUCCUGGCCACUGCUACCUCCUCUAGUGACGCUGCUACAUCUGAGAGCGACCAACAGGAAACGGUGACGGGCUCGACGACAGAAGUAUCCCGACUUACACGAGAGUUGUUAGUUUUGACAAGACAACUGGGAGAGCUACAGUCGGAGAAGCUCUCUCUACAAUGUCAGCUAUCCGAUGCUAAUAGUCGGCUGCGACCAUUAGAGUAUGAUAAUCAAUCAUUGCAAGCAGAGACGAAAAGGUUAGGAUCUAAGGUGGAGGAGUUGUGGCAGUUAGUAGAGCAUGCUACGACGGAUAAAGAGAGGACUCUUACUGAAAUGCAGAAGACGAGACUGGAUCACAGUACACAACUGUCUGGGAUGAAGAGCCGUUUGGAGAAUGCUGAGGCGGAGUGUCGACGUCUUACUAAGUUACAUGAGAAUUCAGAGAGGAAGUUGGAGGAUACAGUGAAGGAUUUGGCCUCGGCAAGGGAGAGCGGCGCGAGUGAAAAGUCUAGUCUAGAGGGUAUCAUCAGCUUGAAACAGCAAAUGGUGUGUAAUCUGGAAGAACAGCUGAAAACGCAGAGUGGGGAACUGGCUGAGACCAAGCAGGAGUUGAAUAAUACGUUAUGUUCGUUGUCGGUGGCGCGAGGAAAGGUUGAAACGGUGGAGAAGGAGAGAGCAGCGUUGGUGAAAGAGAGAGACGCAUUGAAGGAGGAGAAGGAAAAGUAUCUUAGAGAGAAGGCAAGCGGCAAGGGACGAAUUGCUGUUAAUACAUCUACUAUGGAAGAGGGGGGCCGGCAACGGCGUUCGAUCACGGACAUUGCUGGUGAAGUUCUCGGAGUUGAAGCUCUACCACAAGGAGGGUUCCCUCUAUCGGCAUUGGUUGAUGCAUUGAUGACGGCUAGGGAUGAAGCUACUGAGCUGAGGAAAGCCAAUGCGCAUUUGGAGGACGUUUUGGAUGAGAUCAAUGCCCACGUUGAAGCAAAGGCGCCCGAGAUAGACGCCAUCCAACGUCAGAAUGAUGAUCUUGUUGUGAAACUCCAAGAUGCAAAUGAGAAGAUAGAGAUAGGUAACGCUCGAUUGAGGGAGACUAAGGACAAAUUGAACAGCGAGUCCCAUGCACGUCGACAGAUGGAGGCCAGCGUGUCUAGUCUGAGGUUGCAGUUGCAGGAGCAGGUCAAUCAAACAUCGGUGUUGUUGCAUGAGGUAGAAGUUAUGAAGAGUAGUGGGAGUCGAGGAGGAGUUAUGAAGAGGAAGAGAAUGUCAUCGAUAUCGUCGCCGUCAUCGUCUCCGAGUGAGGCGGGGGCUGUCCCUGUCGUAGAGGGAUCAUCACCAGUCACCUUUAUGACGGUAGCAGAGCUGGUAUCACAGAAUACAUCAUUGAAGGCAUCAGUAGCUAGGUUACGGAAUGAAUGUGAGAUUGAGGCUCAGAAGGAGCUAGCUCAGUUGAGGCUAGACUGGCAGAAGCUGGAUGAAGCCUAUAAGGAUCUUGCGAAGGCUCGUGAAUCUGACCGGGCGACAUAUGAAGGCCUUCUUUCCCGGGCUGAUAAAGAGAAGAGAGAGCUGAUGCAGAACAUUGAGGAGAUGAGGAAAUCUCUACAGGACUUGUCAGCAGCACAAGCUGAUGGGACUGGUGAUGCAGGAGCGGGCGCUGUGAGCUCCCCUUCCCGAGGAGCCUCCAAUGCUGCUGAGGGAAAGAUCAGUUUACUACAAGACAAGUUGGAGACGGUGAAAACUGAAUCACAGAAACAGAUCGACUUGCUACGACAAGAAAGUCUAACGUUGAGGGAGGAGAAUAGGAAGCUCAGCACGGAGAGUAUACGCCUAAAGACGAUGUUGCAACUAGAGAAGGAUAGGAAGUCGGUGAUCUCUGAGGCCAUGUCGGAGUUGAGAGCAUCUUUGAAGAGGGUGGAGGACGAUGCACGGGCGACUGAGAAGAGGAGUGCAUCUUUAGCGGCGCAGAAUGCCACAUUGGAAGGCUCUGUUAAAACAGUAGUGCACGAGCGUUCGAUAGCACUGAGGGAGAAGUCAGAGGCGUUGGAGAAGAUGCACAGUGCACAAGCUCGAGUGGAAGUUUUCAGCGAGCAAUUGCAAGCUGUGUUGGGAGAGAAGGCCAAGAUUGCUAGCCUUUUGGUGGAGACCCAACAGCGGGUGUCUGAGGAGACCCAGAGCGCGAGAGAGAUGGCGAGGGAGCAGACAGAGAAGGUCCUUCAUGAGAUGGAAGAGUUGAAGAACAAUCUUGUGUUUUAUCGUUCGGCAUAUGAGGAGCAGAGCUCUACUUUAAGCUCUUCGAAGGAGUCCAUUAAGCGGUUAGAAGAGGAAGCAUCAAAGUUUGCUGAUGAAAGACGGGGUUGGAUUACAGAGAAGCAGUCGUUGAUUGAUAAGAUUAAGCUGUAUAAGAGUCGGGCUUCUAUCGGGUCUUCUGCUUCUUCUCCUCCGCCUGUUGGUGCUGCGGGUGAGUCGGCAUCUAGUAGCUCCACCGGAAGGCAACAGCUCGAGAGGAUGCUGAGUGUGGCGAGGGCUGAGGUUGAGGCACAGAAGUCUAGCAGUGAGGUGCUGCAGAGGGCUGUUAAGAGUUUGGAGGAUCAGAUCAAGAAUAGUGAUGAGAAGAUUGGGAAGUUGACAGCUGAUCUGAACGCAAAGGAGGCGGAGUUGACGGCAGCUCGAACGGCUGUACAGAACGCAGAGAAGAAGAUAGAGGAGUUCGAAUCUAAGGGUGGUCUGGCACGUAGCGAUGCUGAAGCACUACGGGAGCAAAUACAUAAUCUGGAGGAAGAUCUGAAGCAGGCUAAGGGCGAAAUCGAGUUGGCGAACGCGAAGGCUGUGGAGGCUGGCAAUGCGUUGAAGGAUGCUAAGCAGGAGUACACUAGAGAGUUCAUUAAGAGAGGGAAGGAGGCAGAGCAGUUGGUAGCAGCUAGACAGGAGGGGGAGAAGGCUGUAGAGGAUAUGAAGAGGGAUAUUGAAGAGCUCGAGGGUAAAUUGAAGGAGAAGGAUGAGGCUCAUGCUGAGACUAAGAGGCAGCUUAGUGCAGCAGAAGAGAUGGUUACACAAAGUGAACAACGUAUCAAGGCAUUGGCAGAAGAGAAUGAUAAAUACCAAACUUUGUUCACAUCGUCAUCAUCAUCGUCGAAGAAGACUGAGGACAGCACAACAGGAUCACCGACCCAUAACGAGAUUGGCAAGCUGAAGGCUCUAUUGCAGCAAGUGAAUGAAAGCAAGAAGCUCCUCAUUGCGAGAGAACAGGAAGCGCUCCUGGAGUGCUCUCGGCAUAAGACGAGGUCAUUGGGUCUCGAGAAGGAUCUUAACCGGCUGGAGGAACGUCUGAGGCAGCAGGAGGAUCAUAUCGAGAGGAUGAGAGAAUCUGAGGAAAAGUACUCCUUGCUGAAUGCGAAGGUGCAGGAGUUGUCGAUGUACGAAUCUGAAUAUCACCGGUUGAAGAUGGAGCUUGAGACACAACGACAGAACUUGCAGAAGACUCAAGCAGAACUAGAAGCUGCUAAGGAGGAGAGCAGCAAGUUGAAGGCACAGCUGAAUGAGUGCACUGAGAGGUUCCGUCACCAGAGUGUAGCAAUGAAGGCGACGGCAGCGAAGGCUGAGAGGUUUGAGAAGUUGCAUGCUGAGCUUACUAAGAAGUAUGCCAAUAUGGAGCCGGCUGAGAUUGCACAGUUGAGGGAGAAUGAGCGGAAGUUGAAGGCCGAGCUGGCACAGGCCCAAGCACAUGUUAAGGAUAAGGAUGCUAAAGUGGAGUCUCUGCAGAAUGCAUCCAAGGUUUUGCAAGGGAGAGUUGCUGAACUCGCGAGUCAGGUCCGUAAUCACGAGGCGAAUAUGAAUAGUGUGAAGCAGGAAGCUGAAAAGAAGGCCAAGAAUCUUGAAGAACAGGUAAAGGUGUCGGGAAUUGGUUUGAUGAAUGAUUUCAUGGAUCUGAACUCAGUUAUCGAUGAAGAUUUCGUUUGCUGA